AUGGAAUUUUAUGAAAUAGUCAAAUCUAUCGGCUCUGGUUCAUUUGGUUAGGUAUACUUGGCUAGGAAUAAAAGAGAAGAUCGUCUUUAUGUAAUAAAGCGUAUCAAAAUCAGAGACAUGAAUCAGAAGGAUCGUGAAAAUACUGAAAAUGAAGUCAGGUUAUUAUAGAAAUUGAGACAUCCGAACAUUGUAGCCUACAAGGAUUCAUAUUUGGAUAGAGAACAAUAUUUAAAUAUUGUGAUGAUUCACUGUGAAGGUGGAGAUAUUUAUUAAAAGAUUCGAAACAAGAAAAGUUUCCCUGAAUCUCAAAUUUUGGAUUGGUUUGCAUAGAUGACAUUGGCCUUGUGUUAUUUGCAUGAGCAGAAAAUCUUACAUCGAGAUUUGAAGACUCAAAAUAUAUUUCUCAAAAAUGGCAGAGUUAGAUUGGGAGAUUUUGGAAUUGCGAAAGUGCUUGACUCAACUCGUGAUUUGGCUAACACUUGCAUAGGAACUCCCUAUUAUAUGAGUCCAGAGUUAUUUAAAUAUAAACCAUAUUCAUAUAAGAGUGAUGUAUGGGCACUUGGAUGUUGUCUCUAUGAAAUGUGCAAUCUGAGACACGCCUUUGAUGCGCAGUCAAUGAAUGGAUUGGCAUUGAAAAUAUUGAAAGGUUCCUAUUCAUCCAUAAGUCCAACCUACUCCAAGGCAUUGAGAGAUCUCAUCAACAAGAUGCUUAACACUAACCCUAAGGCUCGACCUACCAUCUAGGAAAUAGUUCACAAGCCAAUCAUCAAAUUAAGGAUUAUAUAUUACAUGCUUGAAGUUUUUAGUGAACCAUAAUCAGCUGAUUUAGAUGAUAUGUAUGUGGAUACAUUAUACGAAUAGGCUGAGUAGAUUGGAGUUCUACCUCUGAUUUAACAUUACCAGAAAUAAAUUGCAUAAGGAGCCACAAUUGCAGACAUUAAAAAUGAAUUAGAGAAGGGAGGACGAGCUGAAUAAAGAAUGCUCAUUUAAAUUUAAGAACAGGAAGCUCUUAAAUUAAAACAAUUGAAAAAGGAAUAAGUUGAGAAGAAGAAAUUAGAAGAGGAAAUCAAAAGGCUAGAACAAAAGAAAUAGCAAAAAGUGCCUAUUCAAAAUACUAAAUAAACUGAAACUAAUUCAAAUUCUAAAACUACAACAGAAAACAUAACCAAUAAAUCAGAAAAUACUUAAAAAACAGAUACUCAAUAAAGACCAGAUUAUCUUAGAGUAAAUUAGAGAAAAGUGUCUUUGGAAAGAGAUAAGAGACCAAAUGAGAUCAGAUAAAAAUAGAAAGAAAGAAGUUUGUCCCUUGAAAAAGAUAGACUGAGAGAUGAUAGUACUAUUAGUGCUAAGGAAAGAGUUAUUUAGAAGAAGUAGAGAAGAGAUGAAGAAAAAACUAUUCAAGAAGAAAAGGAGAGACAAUAAAUUUAUAAAGAAAGUUAUUAAAAUAGAAAAAUAGCCUAGGAACGGAAACAGGCAUAGUAUCGUUAAUCGAAGGAUAGUUCUUUGAAGGUUCAAGAAGAAUAUGAUGAUUCGGAAGACAGUGAUGGAGUUAUGGCCAUUCAGGAAAUUGAAAAUGAAGAAGAAUAUGAAGAAGAAGGGGAUGUUGAAUAAAGGCUUGAUUUGAUGAAAACAAAACUUAAAGAUAAGACUCUGAAAAUAUAAGAAAUCAGUCAGUCACUUUAAUAAAAUAGAUAAGUCCAAAAUAUGCAGAUCAAAGCAUUAGAAACUGGACAAGUCAUUCCAUUAGUUGAAGAAGAAUUGGAGAAUGAAGAUUUGGAAGAUGAUGAAUAAGGAGACUAUGAUGAAGUGGAUCAAGAUGAAACAAAACCAAUUAAUUCCAUAGUGGCUAGAAUAUAGGAUAGGAUUAAACUAUUAAGACAUAGAUGUGAAGGAGGAUUAGGCAAUAAUCUUGUCGAGAAGUCUUUGCAAUUGAUGAAAACUAAAUGUAUGAUUUAAAUUUUAUCACUUUAGAACUCUCUACUCAAGACUUAAGGAAACAACUCAUAUAGUUAUUAGGAGAAGAAAACAUUGGCUAUUGGUAGCUCUUUGAUUAAAUCUUAUAUAUGGAGGAACUUCUCACAAAAUAUUGAUUGA
Messenger RNA from Paramecium tetraurelia, 2094 nucleotides. RefSeq lists its product as uncharacterized. Lineage: Eukaryota; Ciliophora; Oligohymenophorea; Peniculida; Parameciidae. The record is from RefSeq and is a predicted model, not a curated record. The transcript is spliced from 3 exons. Gene Ontology annotation, molecular function: protein kinase activity; ATP binding. Gene Ontology annotation, biological process: protein phosphorylation.